Blepharisma stoltei is the source of this 605-nucleotide messenger RNA. NCBI's taxonomy places the organism in Eukaryota, Ciliophora, Heterotrichea, Heterotrichida, Blepharismidae. The record is from the annotation of a GenBank genome assembly.
AUGCUUAUCAUACACAAGAGUUAUUGUCGAGUUAGGAUACGAAAUGCUUGUGGUUUGCCUAUCAAUGAAGGCACUGCCGUUUCAAAUGCUAUUGUGAAGAUCCCUUCUAAUGUAAAUUAUUGAGGGCGCAAAGUCAAAAUUGCUCUAUAUAUCCUUAAAAUCUCAAAAAGAUAUCAUAACGAAAAUAUUGGAUCAAGCUAUGCAAUGUCUGAUAGAAAUAGCCUUUUUUUAGGAUCAGAAAGAUUUACUCCCCCCCCCCUCCGUGAGCGAACAAAAAAAUUUUGUUCACUCAACGGAGGGGUUAAUUUUUUUUCGAAAUUUAAAAAAAUCCCAAUUCUAUAAAAAUUUGAAAGCAAAUAUUAAUUUAAUUUAUAAAAUUUAUGUUUUAAAACGCAAUUUUUUUAAAAUUAAAACAGAAUUAGCUCUAGAUUUCAUUAUACUAAUUAUCACUUAUAUAUCAAAUUUUUUUCCAUAAAAACUUUUUUCUAUUAAAAACAUCUUUGUUUGCUUACAGAGGGUGGGCUUUUGGGCAAAAAGUAGGGAUUUUUCUAAUGGUUUUGUUCGCUCACGGAGGGGGGAGUAAGAUCUCUGAAUCUGCGUUUUAG